Messenger RNA from Eubalaena glacialis (North Atlantic right whale), 1095 nucleotides. RefSeq names its product syntaxin binding protein 6 (gene STXBP6). Gene Ontology annotation, molecular function: phosphatidylinositol-4,5-bisphosphate binding. Gene Ontology annotation, biological process: Golgi to plasma membrane transport; exocytosis; regulation of SNARE complex assembly. The transcript is spliced from 6 exons. Bases 225 to 857 code for a protein of 210 amino acids. The record is from RefSeq and is a predicted model, not a curated record. Gene Ontology annotation, cellular component: plasma membrane; exocyst. Lineage: Eukaryota; Metazoa; Chordata; Mammalia; Artiodactyla; Balaenidae.
CCCCCUCCCCCUAGCGCGCGGCAGCUGGAGCCGGCGCGGCAGCCGCGAGCGGCGACUAGCCAGCACCCGGGCCGGCCGAUCCUUGUCCGGAGCCCGGAGCCCCGCGCGGGGCAGCUCCCGGGGAGGAGCCUUGCGGGCUGGGACGCGUGCAGCGCACUGGCACUGCCGGGGCACGAACCGGGCUGCAAGAAAACUCACUGCGUGCCCUGCUUGCUUGGUCAACAAUGAGUGCCAAGUCUGCCAUCAGCAAGGAAAUUUUUGCACCUCUUGAUGAAAGGAUGCUGGGAGCUGUCCAAGUCAAGAGGAGGACAAAGAAAAAGAUUCCUUUCUUGGCAACUGGAGGUCAAGGCGAAUAUUUAACUUACAUCUGCCUGUCAGUGACAAACAAGAAACCCACACAGGCAUCCAUUACGAAGGUCAAACAGUUUGAAGGCUCCACGUCGUUCGUGCGGAGAUCACAGUGGAUGCUUGAGCAGCUUCGCCAGGUUAAUGGCAUCGAUCCUAAUCGGGAUUCUGCAGAGUUUGAUUUGUUGUUUGAAAAUGCUUUUGACCAGUGGGUAGCCAGCACGGCCUCAGAAAAAUGCACCUUCUUCCAGAUCCUCCACCACACCUGCCAGCGCUACCUCACAGACAGGAAGCCAGAGUUUAUUAACUGCCAGUCCAAAAUCAUGGGAGGAAACAGCAUCCUCCAUUCAGCGGCCGACAGCGUGACCAGUGCAGUGCAGAAAGCGAGCCAGGCCUUGAACGAGCGCGGGGAGCGCUUAGGCCGCGCGGAGGAGAAGACGGAAGACAUGAAGAACAGCGCCCAGCAGUUUGCAGAAACUGCACACAAGCUUGCCAUGAAGCACAAAUGUUGAGCAACUGCCUCUCCUGGUGACCCCUUAAGAGAAAAUGAAGUUUGUUCAGCUGUUUUUACAAGAAUUCUGGACCUCCGCUUGCUUCUUUUUUUCCCAAAAUGUGGACAUUUAGGUUAUUUUUCCUUUUCAGAUGUUAAUAUGAGAGAAAAGAUGUUGUGUGUAUACAUUUCCCUAAUAAUCUUGCUAAGAAAUGCUGCAAGCAUCAGCUUUAUUUUUUUCCCAGUGUGUGUAUGCGUGU